CUCGCCAAACAAACAAUGCUCCAUGUGCAGGAGAAGUAAAUAAAAGUUUCUUUCUCAAGUUUGCGAUGAAGCUGCUUCACAUAGAUAGAUCCAAACAUAAGGCCGUCUGAUGAAAGCUGGUCGGGAACAGAAACAGAUCCAAAAACCGAGUCGAGGAAGAACGAAAGAGCGGUGAAGUUUACGGCGGUUUUAAAGGAUGCUUUGCUCUUCAAGAAAGGACGAGAUGAAAGAAGUUGGAGAGGAGGAGGAGGAGACAGAAGAGGAGUUUGCAAAAGAUCAAGAGGAACAGAAAGAAGAUCGAGAGGUGGAUGGAGGAGAGACGGAGAGUAAUGAAGUACAAGUAGAGGAGGAAAAUGAAAACAUCUCCGUCAUGUCCUCUUCUUUGCUGUCCUCCAUGUGUGGAGGUAGAGAAGGUGUCAGGGAGGAGGAAGAGGAGGGCCGGGUUUCUCUUAUCACCAUCGAGGAAGAAUCGUGUCCAUCUGAACCAUUUAGUUCGGUUCAGUUGCAACCAAACAGUGAAUUAGCCAAAGCUGAAGAAAGAGAAAAUGAUGGUGAAGAAAAGGAGGGUGCGAGAGAAGUGGCUGAAGAUGAUGAAGAAUCGGACAAGGAGGAGUCAUUGUCACCUCUUCAGAUGAAGAGGAAGUUGGACCAUGGACCAGACGGCCGUCCAUUUCCCUCUGGGAAGAAGCACUGCAAAGGCAGCGGAUACCUCAGUCCUUCCAGUCUGGUUCAGGCCACUCCCACCACAUUCGGUGACCUGCGGCUUGAUAACGGGCACUCAGCUCAGCGCCGGCGUGUCGCCUCUGGCCCGCCUCCAUCCGGCCUGCAGGACUGGCUUCACACCUUUCAGACCUGGAGUGGACCUGAGAGGCUGCUGGCUCUGGACGAGUUGAUCGACAGCUGUGAAACCAGCCAGGUGAAGCACAUGAUGCAGGUCAUCGAGCCCCAGUUCCAGAGAGACUUCAUAUCCCUGCUCCCUAAAGAGCUAGCGCUGUAUGUUCUGACCUUCCUGGCUCCCAAAGACCUGCUGCAGGCGGCGCAGACCUGCAGGUACUGGAGGAUCCUGGCGGAGGACAACCUCCUGUGGAGAGAGAAGUGUCGAGAAGAAGGUAUCUCCGAGUGCCCUUCACUUCGCCGCCGAAAGUGCGUGAGGCAGGGUUUGUCUGUUAGCCCGUGGAAGUCCACUUACAUCAGACAACACCGUAUAGAAAACAACUGGAGGAAAGGGGGCGCUCAGGAGCCGAUGGUGCUGAAAGGACACGACGAUCAUGUGAUCACUUGUCUUCAGUUCAGUGGCGACUUAAUUGUUAGUGGUUCGGACGACAACACACUCAAAGUGUGGUCGGCCAUCACUGGACAGUGUCUGCGAACGUUGACGGGUCACACCGGAGGUGUUUGGUGCAGUCAGAUGACUGGCGCCACCGUGAUCAGCGGCUCCACCGACAGGACGCUGCGGGUGUGGAACGCCGAGAGCGGAGAGUGUGUCCACACUCUGUAUGGCCACACUUCCACUGUGCGCUGCAUGCAUCUCCAUGGCAACAGGGUGGUUUCUGGCUCUCGGGACACCACGUUACGUGUCUGGGACGUGGUUACAGGACGCUGUGAGCACGUACUGACCGGCCACUUGGGGGCAGUGCGCUGUGUCCAGUUCAAUGGCCACCGUGUGGUCUCUGGGGGAUAUGACUACAGGGUGAAGGUGUGGGACCCUGAGACGGAGACGUGUCUACACACCCUGCAGGGUCACACCAACAGAGUGUACUCUCUGCAGUUUGAUGGAGUCUUUGUAGUGAGCGGAUCCCUGGACACGUCCAUCAGGGUCUGGGAUGCAGAGACAGGCGGCUGUGUCCACACACUGACCGGCCACCAAUCCCUGACCAGCGGCAUGGAGCUGCGUGAUAACAUCCUUGUGUCUGGGAACGCAGACUCUACUGUUCGAGUGUGGGACGUCCGGACAGGACAGUGUCUGCACACACUGCAAGGCCCCUUCAAGCACCAGUCAGCAGUGACCUGUCUGCAGUUCUGCAGAGGUCUGGUUCUGUCCAGCUCUGACGACGGCACCGUCAAGCUGUGGGACUUGCGUACAGGUGCUUACCUGCGGGACGUGGUGGCCCUGCAGAGUCGGGGAUCAGGGGGCGUCGUCUGGCGCUUCAAAGCCUCGGACACUCGGCUGGUGUGUGCCGUCGGAAGCAGGAACGGCACGGAGGAAACCAAACUGCUGGUGCUGGACUUUGAUGUGGAGGCCAAGAGGAAGGAGACGGAGUGAAGAAACGGAGUGAUGUCAUCAAACUGAGACAAUGCAGGACUCUUGCAUCUUUGUUGAAAGUUCCCGACAGUCACAUCGAAUGUCUGACUCUUGUCCUGAUCGGGCGGCUCGCAGCUGAAGCAGCAUGGCCGCCUCGAUCAGGACCGACUCCAAUGACCACAUAUGAAUGUUCGAUUGGCAGAAUCACGACAGGUCACCAAGGCAACUGGUGGAUAUUGAUGGACUCUACUGCGAGAAGAACAUGACUUCCAUUGCUGCUAACCAGGAGGCCACCAGUGCUGGUUACAUCAACCAAGAUACCAAAUGUUUACGGCCAGUGAAGCGAGGGAGAACAGCGUUGUGAGAAACUGAACCUUAGUCAGUAUUGAAGCAGCUUCCAGCAUCAUUUCACUUCUCUGUUGCCUUUUAGUGUGUUUUCUGCUACACAGUACUGUAAAAUGCUCGGUGCCAUGUUUAAUUCUGGGAAUUGAACCACAGCCUUGAGUCUGCAGAGGCCAACAUUCCAGCUUUACUUCUAGACUUUUUUAAACAUCCACUUGAUGCUGCUUUUUUUAACGUUUUGAAGUUCACAUGUCACUAAUGUGCGUUGCUUUCGGUGGGGUGAUCCAAAUCCUGUUUUUCUCCCCGAUAACGCCCAAGCGUAGUUUCAAUAUUUAGAUAAAUAAUUUAAAACUUGCACCCCUGAAGAGACGUUAAUCUGAUGAGCUUUAGUUGCCAGGCAACACCUCCAGCCAGUAAGCAGAGAUUCAAGAGAUAUUUCUCCUAGCAACAAGUCAUAUUUCAGGCGCUUUUCUUAUUUUUCCAACAAGUGUUGCAGGUUUGCGGCUCUGGAGAAGUCGAUGUAAUCAUGUAAGAUAGUGUACAUAUGAAGAGAAUGUGCUUAUUCUGCUUUUUAUAUGGAGAAAAUAUUGUUGUGAUGACAGACACUGAUGAUGACUAUUGAUCA
Molecule: messenger RNA, 3209 nt
Organism: Synchiropus splendidus (mandarinfish)
Lineage: Eukaryota; Metazoa; Chordata; Actinopteri; Syngnathiformes; Callionymidae
Product: F-box/WD repeat-containing protein 7-like
Exons: 14
Coding region: 197-2263 (688 amino acids)
Biological process (GO): ubiquitin recycling; proteasome-mediated ubiquitin-dependent protein catabolic process
Cellular component (GO): cytoplasm; nucleus
Molecular function (GO): ubiquitin binding
Source: RefSeq, a predicted model, not a curated record